Pantherophis guttatus is the source of this 6618-nucleotide messenger RNA. Lineage: Eukaryota; Metazoa; Chordata; Lepidosauria; Squamata; Colubridae. The record is from RefSeq and is a predicted model, not a curated record.
ACACACACACACACACACACACACACACACACACAUAUAUAAAACUUAGAUUUAUAUACCACUUCACAGUGCUUUGCAGCCUUCUCUAAGUGGUUUACAGAGUCAUAUUGCCCCCAACAAUCUGGGUCCUCAUUUUACCGACCUCGGAAGGAUGGAAUGCUGAAUCAACCUUGAGCCGGUCAGAAUCGAACAGCCUGCAGAAUUGCAUUCUAACCACUGUGCCACCACAGCUCUUUUAUAUAUUAGAGAUACAUAGAAAAAUACAUUUGUACACUUGUGAAUUUAGAAGCAUCUUGAACUGAUGAAGCAAGAUAAAAAAGAAAAUUUUGGAAAAUUCAAUAAACUUUAUUUUAAGAUACUAUAAAAGGAUUUUUCCAGAGCAAUGCCACUUUUGUGUAAAGGACAGGUCUUAAGGUGAAAAAUCCACAUAGUCAUGAAACAACUGCCAUACAAUUAAAGUUUGUUUUAAUAUUAUUGCUGUUACCUCUGUUGGGGUCAAUGAUGACUUUAGAUAUUAGAGCUGUGUGGUGUUUUGUAUAUGCUUUCCAAAGGCUGUUUUGGAAUGUGCACAGGUAUGAAUGUAGUGCCUGCCUGUAACUCUUUAAGACAACAGCAUCUUUUCCCAAGAAGAUCAUUUGCAAACAAAUUCUUGUUCCUCGAGAGCAUCUUUUCGGAAUCACAUACAAAAGGCUUUGGAGUCCUACUAGAUACUUACUUUUACUUGCCUAGAUGUUUGCAAAGCUUUUGUCUUUUGUAUUAACAGUAUUGCAGAAUUCUGUAAUUCUUCAUGUUAGGUUGCAUGAAUAUACACCUCCGUGUUCCUAACCCUAACCCUAACCUAGACAAAUUGAUAACAUUCACUAUAUCAAUUUCUUAUGAACAUAGUUUGUGGAACAAAUUGUAAUGGUUUGGUUUACACAUAAUACUGUCUGUGGACAUGCCAAGAGCAAGUGGUCUUCAAUUAAAAACGUUUCAUUUAAAGAGGACUAACCCAGUUUUAUUGCCACCAAGAAUCACUUGGUGAAAUGGGCAGCUGUAUAAAUUGGAUGGAUGGAUGAUAAUGUUCACGAAAGAUUCAGUUUUUAAUUGCAUGGUUGCUUUUUGAAAGAGCUAGAACAUGGAUUGGCAAUAAUGGACAGUUAUUAUGUUAUCAAUGAUACCACUGAAUUAUGUUCCUUGAAUCCUCAAUUAAAAAACAAAACAAAACACUAGCUGACCGUCUUCCCAGACAACAAAACAUUGUAAAAUAUCUGUUGCUAUAUUAAACAUUAAACAACACAAGAUUUCUGCCUUUUACAUUUGUUAAAUUUAUUUUUUUGAUGUCUGCAACAUUGUGCAAAGUAGCAUGAUGGUGCCUACUGCCUGAAAAGAUUCCUGAUCUUUGAAGCAGAGGUUUUCUUUGCAUUCAUGUUGACUCCUCUUUUCAAAAAAUCAAAACAUGUUGGUACAGUUGAGUUUUUGUCAACCCUGGCUUUUGGUAUUGUGGGUCUGACAAUUUUCCUGGUAGAGGAUAUUCCAAAAUCCUUUGUGUGGCUGGUAAGCCCUCUGUGUCAAUGCACAUUUUUAAUUGGCGUUGCACAGGUUAUGCACUUAGAAGAUUAUGAAGAAGGAGUUAAUUUUUCAAAUUUAACUUACGGACCUUAUCCACUUAUUAUUGCUAUACUGCUCUUGGCUCUUGACAGUGUGCUUUAUCUACUAUUAGCAGUUUACUUGGAUCAGGUUAUUCCAGGAGAAUAUGGAUUGCGUAGACAUUUUUUUUUCUUUCUCAAGCCCUCAUUUUGGUCAAAGAGAACAAAAAAUUACAAAGAAUUGUAUGAAAGCAAUAUUAACGGAAACUUAGAAUUCAAUGAGAUCAUUGAAGCCGUAUCAUCAGAGUUUCAAGGAAAAGAAGCUAUCAGAAUCAACUCUGUCCAGAAAUCUUUUGUUAAAAAAGGUGAAACUGUGGAGACUUUAAAAAAUUUAUCCUUUGAUAUAUAUGAGGGCCAGAUUACAGCAUUACUUGGACAUAAUGGAACUGGCAAAACAACAUUAAUGAACAUUCUGUGUGGAUUGUGCCCACCUUCUGAUGGAUUUGCAUCGAUCUAUGGAUACAGAGUUUCUGAAAUUGAUGAAAUGCUAGAUGCCAGAAAGAUAACUGGAGUAUGUCAACAAAUAGAUGUAUAUUUUGAUGUAUUAACUGUGGAAGAAAAUUUGUCAAUAGUUGCUGCAAUUAAGGGAAUACCUCCCAAUUAUGUGAUACAAGAGGUCCAAAAAAUUUUAUUGGAUUUGGAUAUGCAGCCCAUUAAAGAUAACCAAGCAAAAAAACUAAGUGGUGGACAGAAAAGAAAGCUGUCAAUCGGAAUUGCAAUUCUUGGUGAUCCAAAGGUGUUAAUCUUGGAUGAGCCAACUGCUGGUAUGGAUCCAUGCUCCCGACAUACAGUUUGGAACCUCUUGAAAAACAGAAAAGCCAACCACGUGACAGUGUUCAGUACCCAUUUCAUGGAUGAAGCAGACAUUCUUGCAGAUCGGAAAGCUGUAAUUUCUCAAGGAAUGCUGAAAUGUCUUGGAUCUUCCCUUUUCCUUAAGACAAAAUGGGGAAUUGGCUAUCGUUUGAGUAUGCACAUAGAUAGGUAUUGUAACACAGAAGCUACAGCAUCUGUCAUCAGACAGCACAUCCCCGGAUCAAGUUUGCUAAAACAGAACGAAGAACAACUGAUAUAUGCAUUACCAUUUAAAGAUAUGGACAAAUUUUCAGCGCUGUUUGCUGAUCUAGAUACCCAUGCUCAUUUGGGUGUUAUUUCUUACGGUGUUUCCAUGACAACCUUGGAGGAUGUUUUCCUCAAGUUGGAAGCUGAAGCAGAGAUUGACCAAGCAGAUUUUAGUAUAUUCAACUCAGAAAAAGUAGAAGAAGAAAUGGAUACAAAAUCUACUGAUGAAUUAGAGCAGACCCUACUAAUGCUCUCUGAAGUAAAAUCUUGUGUGGUGAACAAGAAAUCUCUCUGGAAAAAACAAGCCACAACUAUGGCAAAGGUUCAUUUCCUCAACUUAAAACGUGAAAUUAAGUCAGUGGCAGUGGUAUUUUUGUUAUUUACACUGUUUCUUGUUAUUCAGAUUUUUAUGUUUGUUGUACAUCACUAUUUGAAAAAAGCUGUAGUCCCCAUACAGCUAUCUCCAAAUUUAUAUUUUCUUAAGACCAAUGAAACAUAUGACAAGUACAAAACUAGUCUUCUUAUUCAAAACUCCACUGGGUCAAACAUAGAUGACUUAAUUAGUGCUCUUAGAAACCAGAAUAUACUUACAGAGGUACGCAGUGACAGUGAUUAUGAAUCAGCAGAUUUCCACAAUACAGCAUUAAACAACAGUGUAUAUGUGUCACUUGCCCCACAUAGUGCAGCAUUAAAUGUACUUAAAGUAGACAAGGGUUAUAUCUUGAUUGCUGCUUUUAAUCGCACCAUGAUACAUUCUUUACCUGUUAUGAUGAAUAUUAUUAGCAACUUCUAUCUAUACAGUGCAAACAUAACUGAAAAGAUCGAAGUUUGGAGUAACCCUUUCUUUCAAGAAAUCACUGACACAGUUUUCACUAUUGUGCUGUAUUUUGAAGCUGUCUUACUAGGAGUUCUUGUCACUGGAAUGCCAUCAUAUUUUGCCAUGGAGAAUGCAGAAAACCACAAGACAAGAGCUUACACCCAACUUAAAAUCUCUGGACUUUAUCCUUCUGCUUAUUGGUGUGGACAAGCACUAAUUGAUAUCCCAUUAUUUUAUAUAAUUCUUCUUCUUAUGGUAGGAAGUUUAUUUGUAUUUCAUCAUGGAGUUUAUUUUUUCCCUGAAAAGUUUCUUGCUGUGGUUUUUUGCCUUAUUGGCUACGUACCAUCUGUUGUUAUGUUUAAUUAUAUUGUCUCCUUCAGCUUUAAUGCCAUACAAAAUACCAAAGAAUUUUGGUCAUUUAUUUUUUCAGUGGCUGCUUUAGUUUGUUCUGUUGUCAUCGAAGUGGCCUUCUUUAUGUGGUAUUACACAACAGCCGCUGUUCUUCAUGUGUGUUUUUCUAUUUUUGUUCCCAUCUAUCCUCUUAUUGGGUGUCUCAUUUCUUUUAUAAAGAUAGUGCGGAAACUUGAUAACAAGAUGGAGAAGCAUUCAGAAAGAUUGUUGAUUUCUGUUGUAGCGCCAUAUUUGCAGUGUGUAGUUUGGCUCUUUCUUCUGCGUUAUCUUGAAAUGAAGUGUGGGGGAAAGUCAGUAAGAAAAGAUCCAUUUUUCAGAACACCUAUGAAGCCCAAGACCUGGAAACUGCCAGAUGUGCUGCACGAUGAGAAUGAGGAUGAAGAUGUUACAGCAGAGAGGCUGAGGGUUAAAGAGUUGAUCACUUGUCAAAGCUGUGAAGAGAAACCAGCAGUUUUAGUCCACUGUUUGCACAAAGAAUAUGAUGAAAAGAGUGAUUUUCUUCUUGGAAGAAAAAUAAAGACAGUGGCAACUAAUCGUGUUUCCCUUUGUGUGAAAAAAGGGGAAAUACUGGGAGUGUUAGGUCCAAAUGGAGCUGGAAAAAGUACGCUAAUAAAUAUUCUGGUGGGAGAAGUUGAACCAAAUGCGGGCCAGGUGCUGAUGGGAGACUUUUCUUCAGGUGAUAAUAAUGAAGAUGAUUCCAUGAUGUUUGUGGGGUACUGUCCACAGACAAACCCACUUUGGCCUGAAAUCACAUUACAGGAACAUUUUGAAAUAUAUGGUGCCAUAAAAGGAAUGAGCGAAAGUGACUUGAAAGAAGUCAUAAAAUGCAUCUCCAGUGCACUUGACUUUAAGGAGCAGCUACAGAAAAAAGUAAAGAAACUUGGAGCAGGAGUCAAACGAAAGCUAUGUUUUGCCUUAAGUAUGCUGGGUAGUCCCCACAUUACUCUACUAGAUGAACCAUCUACUGGUAUGGACCCCAAAGCAAAACAGCAUAUGUGGAAAGCCAUCCGAGCAGCCUUUAAAAGUAAAAAGAGAGCAGCUAUUCUGACUACUCAUUACAUGGAAGAAGCAGAAGCUGUGUGUGAUCGAGUGGCUAUCUUGGUGUCUGGAAAAUUGAGGUGCAUUGGUACAAUUCAACACCUCAAGACUAAAUUUGGCAAAGGAUAUUUUUUAGAAAUGAAAUUAAAAGAAGUUCCAGAUUUACAGAUGAAGGAACAGCUCCAGAGGGCAGUUUUGCGUAUGUUUCCCAAUGGAAGACCUCAGGAAAGUUUUAGGUCAAUUUUAUCAUACAAAAUCCCAAAGGAAGAUGUCCACUCACUUGCCCUGUCUUUUUCCAAACUUGAGGAAGCAAAACAUGCCUUUAAUAUUGAAGAGUACAGCUUUUCUCAAGCAACCCUUGAACAGGUUUUUGUGGAACUUGCCAAAGAGCAAGAAGAAGAAGACAGCUUUGGAACAUUAAAUAGCAUGCUUUGGUGGGAACGAACCCAAGGAGAAAGAGUUGUUUUCUGAUAUAUUCCAUGUUGCAGAAUUCAGUUUCUACAUUCUUUCAGGUCUUGAAGAAUUAAGUUGGGAUUGACAACCUUCCUUCUUUCUGGGACUGUUUAUUGAUAUAUUUGCUCAGUCAAAAAGUGUUUGGAGAUUUCUGCCUUUCCUAUCAGAAGACUGAGGAUUGAUUUGGCUUUCAAGAGACUUCCCAACAUUGAACUCAAUAGUUUUCUGAGGUGUGCGGGGGUCAGUGCAGCACCUCUAUUUUUUUUUAUUAAUUGAGCAGUAGCCAGUUUGUUUGUAGUCUUGUAUUCCAGUAGACUUGCAGAAAUUAAUUUGUGUAUCGUGGUUUCAUUCUUGUUUGACUUAGCUCACAAUUUCUGGCACGUUUUCACUCUCAGAUCCUAUUUGUACGGGAUUCAUGCUCUUUCCUCAGAAUGGGUAUCAAAGUUGCACUCUUUGCUCCAUCGCUCUCAAAGGACUCAUUCCAGGUACCACCCAACCAGUUUUUUUCUCACAGCUGGAAAAGAUUGUUCAAUACAAAACUUGGAGCCUUGCUACAAUGGUGGCUGCAGAUGAACAUUUUAGCCCAGGAGUUUGUACUUCUAAAGCUAGGAUUAUAUUUUCUAAAACAUUAAGACUGUUCAUAGCAGUUUUUCUGUCUUCUGAGCCAGUCACUUUGUAUUUUCUACAGAAAAGGGAUCAUCCAUUAUCUUGAUGUUCCCUCAUUCUAAACAUUCUCACUUUCACUGCAAGAUGGAAAUAAUCAUUUUUUUCCUUGUUCCCAAUUUUCCAGAGAAGCACCACUGUAUUUCCUAAACGUUACACAAGCACUAAAGUUUAUUCUUCGCUUCCCUCAGCUCUUCAAAUGGUCUUCUUUUCUGUUCAUUGGGACAAGGGAUGGUUAGACCUUCUUCAAAAACCUCAUUUGCGUGGUAGCACAAAACCCUACUUUUCAGAGAAUUGGUAGCCCUUGCCCUCAUCUUUCAUAUUCAGUUUUACUUGUACCCCACUGAUUUCAUGAAUUACUUUUAUGUAAAUAUCAAAAUUCUUCUGAUUUUAAAACACAUUCAGUUUCUGUACAAAAUCCUAAUAGUUAGAAUAAUAUAUUAGACUCACAGAUCUAUCAGUGGUAAAGUAAUGUAGUAUUGUUGCUGCUAUUAUGUUAAAGUGCCUUGCUGGAACUUUGUUGCUUGUAAUAAAGCAUUCUAAAAUGUC